Messenger RNA from Colletotrichum karsti, 843 nucleotides. RefSeq names its product glutathione-dependent formaldehyde-activating enzyme. Gene Ontology annotation, molecular function: carbon-sulfur lyase activity. The coding region runs from base 1 to 843 and encodes 280 amino acids. The record is from RefSeq and is a predicted model, not a curated record. NCBI's taxonomy places the organism in Eukaryota, Fungi, Ascomycota, Sordariomycetes, Glomerellales, Glomerellaceae. The transcript has a single exon.
AUGUCUGACACCGACACACGCUACGCUAGGCACAUCUCAGUGGGUGACACCAAUGACGGCGGCAUCUCCCUAUGGCUCCCGAAAAUCGGCAACCGAACAAUGGAAACCGUCAACCAGUCUUUGGCUGAUGGAUUCCAAAAAGUCACAGCAAGAGAGGUGCUACCAGAAGUGUCACCGCUUGCGCCUCCGGACGCCCUGCCAGCCACAUGCGCGUGUGGGACCGUCAGCUUUCACAUCACCCGCCCGAAUGAAGAAAGUUACAUCCCUCAUUCCGGCUACCCGGAUCUGCAGUACGCUGCAUGUUCGCAUUCCUCGGAGUUUAUGGCCAAUCCAAACCGCGAUAAGUGGUGGAUUCGCGCAAAUGGCACAAAGUACCUCGCAGGAACAUGCGCAUGCCGCUCUUGUCGACUCAUCUCCGGCUUCGAAAUCCAGACCUGGACCUUCGUCCCUCGAAGCAACAUCUUCUUUCACGUCGCUGCUUCCAACGGGGAACAGACGAUCACGCCUCUUGACUUUGGGACACUUCCGUCUGGCAUUCUGCAAACCUACGAAUCUUCCCCCGGCGUACAUCGUGAGUUUUGUGGUACAUGCGGCGCGACGGUCUUCUGGCACGACAAAUGGCGACCUGACGUCAUCGACGUCAGCGUUGGGUUGCUACGGGCCAAAGAAGGCGCAAGGGCGGACACGUGGCUGGACUGGUGGACCCGCCGUUGCAGCUUCGAGGAGGAGACCACCAGCGGUCGAACAGGAGAGCCCGCGCGGGUAGCACGAGAGUUGAUUGACGGUCUAGAACGCGGCCUGCGCUCAGGGGACAAACGGGAGUUGAAUGAGGGUAACCGGUGA